Cyanistes caeruleus (blue tit) is the source of this 3565-nucleotide messenger RNA. The record is from RefSeq and is a predicted model, not a curated record. NCBI's taxonomy places the organism in Eukaryota, Metazoa, Chordata, Aves, Passeriformes, Paridae.
AUGGAUGAAGAUUUUUUUUUUUCCCCCCCAGUCGGUGUUAUCCGCUGUCCAAUUUGUGGUCAGGAAUGUGCAGAGAGACACAUCAUAGAUAACUUUUUUGUGAAGGAUACCACAGAGGUUCCCAGUAGCACAGUAGAGAAAUCAAAUCAGGUCUGCACAAGCUGUGAAGACAAUGCAGAAGCUCACGGGUUUUGUGUGGAAUGUGUGGAGUGGUUGUGCAAGACCUGUAUCAGAGCUCACCAGAGGGUUAAAUUCACAAAGGAUCAUACUGUGAGGCAGAAAGAGGAAGUAUCUCCAGAGGCAGUUGGUGUGACCAGUCAGCGACCAGUGUUCUGCCCUUACCACAAAAAGGAGCAGCUGAAGUUGUAUUGUGAAACCUGUGACAAGUUGACCUGCCGAGACUGUCAGUUGCUAGAGCACAAAGAGCACAGGUACCAGUUUAUAGAAGAAGCUUUUCAGAACCAGAAAGUUAUCAUUGAGACACUGAUCACCAAAUUGAUGGAGAAGACUAAGUACAUAAAGUAUACAGGGAAACAGAUCCAAAACAGAAUUCUUGAAGUGAAUCAGAAUCAAAAGCAGGUGGAACAGGAUAUUAAAGUUGCCAUAUUUACACUGAUGGUAGAAAUAAAUAAAAAGGGAAAAGCUCUGCUGCAUCAGUUGGAGACUCUGGCCAAAGAGCAUAGGAUGAAACUUCUGCAGCAACAGCAGGAAGUGGCAGGUCUCUCUAAACAGCUGGAACACGUCAUGAAUUUUUCCAAAUGGGCAGUUUCCAGUGGGAGCAGCACAGCACUGUUGUACAGUAAACGCUUGAUUACAUAUCGACUACGAUAUCUCCUCCGAGCAAGGUGUGAUCCUUCCCCAGUGACUAACAAUACCAUCCAGUUCCACUGUGAUCCUAGCUUCUGGGCUCAGAAUAUUUUCAAUCUAGGUUCUUUGGUAAUUGAAGAUAAGGAAACUCCACCACAUAUGCCCAAGAGCCCUGUGAUGGAACCAAACUUACAGCCACCAGGCAGCUUACCUCCCAACCAGCUCUCCAAGUUCCCAACACAGAUCAGCCUAGCCCAGCUCCGCCUCCAGCACAUGCAGCAGCAGGUCAUGGCUCAGAGACAGCAAGCUCAACGCAGGGCAGGACCAGUAGUUCUACCAAACCCAAGAAUGCCAGGAGCCAUGCAACAGCCUCCUGCUUCUCAUCAGGCACCUCCACGCUUGAUUCAUUUUCAGAAUCAUGGUCCCAAGCCCAAUGGUUCAGCUCUUCCUGCACAACAGAUGAGAUUUCCCCAAAAUCAGAACCUACCAAGGCCAGCAGUAAAGCCCAACCCACUGCAAAUGGCAUUCUUGGCACAGCAAGCUAUAAAACAGUGGCAGAUCAGUAGUGGACAAACUUCAACCACCCCUUCAACUGCAAGCAGCACAACAUCAACUCCAUCCAGCCCCACAGUCACCAGUGCUGCUGGGUGUGAUGGGAAGAAUUACGGUCCCCCUGUGAUAGAUUUGAGUUCCCCAGUGGGUAGCUCCUAUAAUCUGCCAUCUCUCCCUGAUAUUGAUUGUUCUGGAAACAUCACACUGGAUAAUGCUGUAAGGAAGGAUGGCACUGUAGAGCAGAAUCAGCCAAAACCCCCUUCAAACAGGACUGUGCAGUCACCAAAUUCCUCGGUACCAUCCCCAGGCCUCUCAGGAGGAAUCAGUGUGACAAAUGUACACCCUCCAAUUCGUUCACCCAGUGCCUCCAGUGUUGGGAGCAGAGAGAGUUCUGGCUCAUCCAGCAGGCCACCAGGAGCUGAUUCUACACACAAAGUCCCUGUUGUUAUGUUGGAGCCGAUCAGAAUUAAACAGGAGUCAAAUGCAUCAGACGAGAACUUUGAUUUCCCAAUCGUUGUAGUGAAGCAAGAGACAGAGGAGGAAUCCCGGCCUCGGAAUUCCAUACUUACUUCCUUGCUGCUGGAUACCAAUCACAAUUCCACUUCUGACGAAGCUAUGCUAAGAACAGCUGCACCAGACAGCACAGAUGACCAGCCAGGGGUACUGCAGGAGAGCACAUUCCCUGGGAAAACAGGAUGGAUGGGCUCCUCCCACGCUGGCGAGGGCAGAAAAGAGGAUGAUCCCAAUGAAGACUGGUGUGCUGUAUGUCAAAAUGGAGGGAAGCUCCUUUGCUGUGAGAAGUGUCCCAAAGUAUUCCAUCUUUCUUGUCAUGUCCCAACAUUGAUGAGCUUUCCAAGUGGAGAGUGGAUUUGUACAUUCUGUCGGGAUUUGUCCAAGCCAGAAGUUGAAUAUGACUGUGAUAAACCUGCUCACUGCUCUGAAAAACGAAAAUUGGAAGACACCAUGGGUUUGGCACCCAUAGACCGCAGGAAGUGUGAAAGACUGCUGCUAUACCUCUACUGUCACGAAAUGAGUCCUGCCUUUCAAGAUCCAGUUCCUCCCACAGUCCCAGAUUAUUACAAAAUAAUCAAGAAGCCUAUGGACUUGUCAACCAUCAAGAAAAGACUUGAAGUGACCAAUUCAUUCUACACAAAACCAGAAGAUUUUGUGGCUGAUUUCAGACUGAUUUUCCAAAACUGUGCUGAAUUUAAUGAGCCUGAUUCAGAAGUGGCUGAUGCUGGCAUGAAACUUGAAGCCUACUUUGAAGAUCUUCUAAGGAACCUUUAUCCUGAGAGGAAGUUCCCUGUACAGCCAAACAGCCAGAGUGAAAAAGAUAAUCCAGAACUUAAUGAUGACUCAGAUGAUGACUUUGUACAGCCCCGGAAAAAACGCCUCAAAGGAGAAGACCGUCAGUUGCUUAAAUGAGCCACAUGUGUUACUACAGAAAGUUUUUUUAAAACUGAGAAUAUUUAUCACUGGUAUCACUGUUUUGACUUGUAGGGUUGUGAAUAUUUACUAGACUUUCUGCCCCCGACUGAAACACAAAUCUAAUGGAGAUCAAGGCACGUGAAGAGCUUCUCUGAAGUUCAAACCUUUCAUCUCUUUUCUGGAGCAGCUCAGAAAUUGCCAUUUGCGUGGGGUGACAGCUGUUUAACUUUGCUUUGAAGAAGAAGUUUGUAUAGAAUUGAACUUCAAAACAUGACAUGGGUUCAACAUGUGGCUUUCUGAGUUUGAAGAAAACAUGAUCUCACCAGAUUUUAAUUUUACCAAAGGCAUGUGGCUGGCCAUAAUUUGGUCUCUCUGUACUGUAUUUAACACAAGCCAUGAACAAAGAUGGUGUAAUGUUAUUGUCCUGAAAUACUGAUUGGUAUAAUGAAAGUGUAGUUGCCCCAAAAUAAGUUAUUGGAAAUUUUAAAAUGCAAGGGGGAAAGGGUAUUAAAAAUAACGUGGAAAAAAAAAAAGAAAAAAAAAAGAUUAAUUUGUGUAAGAGUUUCUAAUGGAGGAAGUAAAGGACAGAGUAUUUUGGUUUGCACCAUUUUUCUCACCACCAGCAGGAAACAGUUGUAUUUAUGUACUAUUUUGUUUAACAGGUGUCUCUUUGUGAUGUACCUCUGUUUAAUGAAGUUGGUGGGAAAGUCUUGAGUGGAGAAAUGUUUGUUUGCAAAACCAGUCAUUUUUGUGAAUUUUUAAAGAGGGGAGAAAAAGC